AUGUCUCGAAAAAAUAUCUUCUUGGUAGGGGCUCCGUUGUCAGCAAAUCUGAACUGGGACACAGACGAGCUUCUCAACAAGCCCAUACCUCCCUUUCACGACAAUACGAGCAGCCCAGAACAGCUAUCUCUGGAGCAACCACCUGUAAGAUGGAGGGUGUUGCGGUCAUCAGUCGAUAAGCUAGGUGACAAUUAUGACUCUUUUCAAGGCUAUGAGGAUCCAGCUUUUUUCAUCUCGCAUCAACUGGCUGUUGCGGCAGAUGCGACAGAUGCGACACAAGAACAAUCAGAAGAUUCGAUUCUUCAAUUCUACGACCAUUCUUUUGCUAUCCAUGAAACCUCCGAGGUAGCUGGCUCAGAUUUGUAUGUAACAGAUUCCAUACAGGACAGCAGUCUGGGCGAGGACAGCAUGUUGGCUAGCUUUACGAGGUUGGACAAACCAGACACCCCAAGGUCACCUCGCAUCCUGCAUAUCCCUGAAUCCCUCAGCAAUUUGCAAGACCUUCCCACGGCCAGUGAAUAUGAUCGUGGGGGUGUUGGCAGUUCAUCCCCACGUCGGAUAGUAACGCGACAAUGGAAAACCGAAUUGGAUCUCAUCGAGCUCGUCGUUGGAGACGAGACAAGGGCUGGGUUUGCAGUCAAUUUUUGGCUCAAGCCAGAGAAGCAGACCGCUGCCAAGAACAACGAAGCGGAUCGCCUACGUCGAUCGUUGGCGUCAAUUCGGCCCCGCGACAUCGUGUUGCUCCGAACCGUCGGGCUCAGUACAUUCCAAGAUCGGGUAUAUGGACAGAGUCUGCGCCGAGGAUGA
This is a messenger RNA of Penicillium mononematosum, 807 nucleotides long. RefSeq lists its product as uncharacterized. Bases 1 to 807 code for a protein of 268 amino acids. NCBI's taxonomy places the organism in Eukaryota, Fungi, Ascomycota, Eurotiomycetes, Eurotiales, Aspergillaceae. The record is from RefSeq and is a predicted model, not a curated record. The transcript has 2 exons.